Molecule: messenger RNA, 3404 nt
Organism: Ceratotherium simum simum (southern white rhinoceros)
Lineage: Eukaryota; Metazoa; Chordata; Mammalia; Perissodactyla; Rhinocerotidae
Gene: PRPH
Product: peripherin
Biological process (GO): intermediate filament organization
Cellular component (GO): axon; type III intermediate filament; plasma membrane
Molecular function (GO): structural constituent of cytoskeleton
Source: RefSeq, a predicted model, not a curated record
UGGCCCAUCCCAGAGGACACAGAAAGCAGGGGAGCUCCUCUGCCCUGCAAUGCCGAGGAGCUGGCCUGCCAGGGAGCCGCCCUCCUCACCCCCUCAGCCAGAGAUCCAGCCCAGAGUCCCAAAUCUGCCUCCCCAGUCACCCAGCUCUUGUCCUCAGGGCCAAUCCGAGGCGGACCUGUCCCUACUGGAGGGCCCUGGAGUCCCCGGCGGCAGCAGCCCCACGGCGUCUGGCAAACCCAACGGGCUGCAGCACCCCGGCUCCUGCACACCAUCCGAGCUGCCUCUGUCCACACCUGGGCAGCCUGUGCCUGCGUUCUGGAAGCCGUUUGACAUGCAAAGGCCAGACAUUAGACUUCUGCUAACUCCCGGGUGGGGGAGGGUAGGAAGGGAUGUGUGGUGGUAUGUGUGUGUGUGUGAUGUGUGUGCACAUAGGUGUACAUAUGCAUCUGUGUGCACAGGCUUGUGGAUCUGUUCUGUGGCCUUCUCUCUCCUCUUUCAGUCCCUGGACCGUUGGGGAUGGACACCUUCUCUUUCCCCAUCUCUUCCCCAUCCAGCCCCUCCCUUCCCUGGGUACCUGCAACUCUUCAAUACGGGAAACCGGUUCCUGCCAGCCCGUCCAUCUCUCAGCCUUGGCAGCGGCUGCCACCCCUCAGCCCCCUCCCCUGCCUACCUCAGGAAUCACCCUGGUUCCCGUAAGGCCCAUGACUGAGCAGCAGUUGGUUGGGGGAAGGGAGAAUCCAGUAAAGCCAGACAGCAUAUAACCGGCUCACUCAGCUCAGCCGCCGGCAGGGCACAGACUCUCCCAGGUGGGACCCAGAGCUGGGCCUAGGCACCCUCACACCCCUCUGAUGUGCCCACCCUGUUGGCGCCUGGGGAAGGCCCAGGUUUGGGAGCUGUGUCUUUAAGGCGGAGACAUCAGCAGGCAACCCCCUGGCCAAAUGUCCAGGGGAGGGGGAGGGGAAAUGGCCAGUCCAUUAGCGCAGAGCUGGCGCCAGGCAGCAGCCCUCCACAGGGCCCUGGGGAUUACAGAGAUCAGCCCUUCCCCACCCCCUCAGCUGCCUCUGCCCUCCUGGCCCCCAUUUCUCCCUGGGCGUGGUGAGGGAGUGGGCAGCUGACAGCAGGUGAAAGCAGAGCCUAGCCUUCAGCGACAAGUGGAGGCACAGGCUCUGGGGCCUAAAGCAGGCCACCUCUCCAUCCAUCUGGGCCACCUCCUUCCUACUUACGUGCCAGAAGCCUGCCCUUUAACCUCCAGUCCUCCUACCCCCCAAUUUUUACCCAGCUUUCUUAGGCAGGGACCCCAGCUCCUCUCAGGCCCUUGCACCCUAGGCUCAGCUCUGGACGCUUUGCUGGAAGGCGCCGACCCCCAACACCUGCCCGCCUGUGGUCGCCAUCCCUGCUUUCUUCCCAGCCAGCAACAGGGGGAAUCAAGUAGGCAGGGCGCCAGCAACCAGGGAGGGAGGGUGCGGCGCUCCUGCUGCUCCGCAGGGGUGGGGCGUCCCCCUCCCCACAUAGCCCCGCAUCAGGCCAGUGGGAGGAGCUGCCCGUGCCCCCCCGAGCCCGCAGGGCUAGCUAUAAAGCCGCCUCGCAGCGGUCUGCGGCUCCUUCCCAGCUCCCGGACCAGCUCUGCCAUCCUCCGCCAACUGCCCAUCCUCGGCCGCCAUGAGCCACCCGUCGGGCCUCCGGGCCGGCGUCAGUUCCACCUCAUACCGCCGCACCUUCGGGCCACCGCCCUCACUGUCCCCUGGGGCCUUCUCCUACUCGUCCAGCUCCCGCUUCUCGAGCAGCCGCCUGCUGGGCUCCGCAUCCCCCGGCUCCUCCGUGCGCUUGGGCAGCUUCCGCGGUCCCAGGGCGGGCGCGGGCACCCUCCUGCGCCUGCCCUCGGAGCGCCUCGACUUCUCCAUGGCCGAGGCCCUCAACCAGGAGUUCCUGGCCACGCGCAGCAACGAGAAGCAGGAGCUGCAGGAGCUCAACGACCGCUUCGCCAACUUCAUUGAGAAGGUGCGCUUCCUGGAGCAGCAGAACGCGGCCUUGCGCGGGGAGCUGAGCCAGGUCCGGGGCCAGGAGCCGGCGCGCGCCGACCAGCUGUGCCAGCAGGAGCUGCGCGAGCUGCGCAGGGAGCUAGAGCUGCUGGGCCGCGAGCGCGACCGGGUGCAGGUGGAGCGCGACGGGCUGACGGAGGACCUGGCGGCGCUCAAGCAGAGGUUGGAGGAGGAGACGCGCAAGCGGGAGGACGCGGAGCACAACCUGGUGCUCUUCCGCAAGGACGUGGACGACGCCACCCUGUCCCGCCUGGAGCUAGAGCGCAAGAUUGAGUCUCUGAUGGAUGAGAUCGAGUUCCUCAAGAAGCUGCACGAGGAGGAGCUGCGAGACCUGCAGGUGAGCGUGGAGAGCCAGCAGGUGCAGCAGGUCGAGGUGGAGGCGACCGUGAAGCCCGAGCUGACGGCGGCGCUGAGGGACAUCCGAGCGCAGUACGAGAGCAUCGCAGCGAAGAACCUGCAGGAGGCAGAGGAGUGGUACAAGUCCAAGUACGCGGACCUGUCCGACGCCGCCAACCGAAACCACGAGGCCCUGCGCCAGGCCAAGCAGGAGAUGAACGAGUCCCGACGCCAGAUCCAGAGCCUGACGUGCGAGGUGGACGGGCUGCGCGGCACCAACGAGGCGCUGCUCAGACAGCUGCGGGAGCUGGAGGAGCAGUUUGCCCUGGAGGCGGGCGGGUACCAGGCGGGCGCCGCGCGCCUCGAGGAGGAGCUGCGGCAGCUAAAGGAGGAGAUGGCGCGGCACCUGCGCGAGUACCAGGAGCUCCUCAACGUCAAGAUGGCCCUGGACAUCGAGAUCGCCACCUACCGGAAGCUGCUGGAGGGCGAGGAGAGCCGGAUCUCCGUGCCAGUCCAUUCCUUUGCAUCCUUAAGUAUAAAAACGACUGUGCCUGAGGUGGAGCCUCCCCAGGACAGCCACAGCCGGAAGAUGGUUCUGAUCAAGACCAUUGAGACCCAGAAUGGGGAGGUGGUGACAGAGUCCCAGAAGGAGCAGCGCAGUGAGCUGGACAAGUCUUCUACCCACAGCUACUGAACCCGUUGGUCCAGAGCUCCCUGACCCUGCCCCAGGCCUACUCUAAGCCCGAACCCUAACACCAGUCCUGAAUUAGUCUCCUCUCCCUCUGCAUGUGUCUUGGGGAUGGCACCAGUCACCCCUUCCCUGGCCCGUGGCCAAGCCCUACCCAGCAGCUAUAGCUGGGCCUCUCCCUGCCCUGACACAUAGACAUGACUCAUAUGUUCCCCUUUUCUCGUCGUGGUAAGAGGCCACUGAUCCCUAGGACUAGUCUACUCCUGACGUGACCCCAUGAUCGUGAGUGGGCCAGGGUCUGAGUUUCACUUUUGAAUCAAAUAAAACUGCUGUCAGGAGAA